Papaver somniferum (opium poppy) is the source of this 1138-nucleotide messenger RNA. RefSeq lists its product as uncharacterized. The transcript has 8 exons. The coding region runs from base 222 to 974 and encodes 250 amino acids. Lineage: Eukaryota; Viridiplantae; Streptophyta; Magnoliopsida; Ranunculales; Papaveraceae. The record is from RefSeq and is a predicted model, not a curated record.
CUGUAAUUGGUCAAAAUCUUUUUUUUUUUCUUUUUUCCGCGAACAAACGACGAAUUCCCUGUAAUCUCUCUUUCUAGAACUCCAAAAGGCUGCAUCAAAUCGAAACCAGGUGGAGGAAGGGACCUUGUUUAAGUGUUGCAGCAAACCAUAGUUGAGCUAAACCUCUCUGUAAUGUUCCUAGUGGACCUCGUGUUUAGUCCUCGGUGUUGGAAACUAACUUAAUGGAUGAUAGUCUUUAUGGGAAUGUAAAGGUAUUUAAGGAUCACUUUGAAGUUUCAACACCAACUGCGGAUCGUAUUCAGAAGAAGAACUCAUCCUCUCCUCCCAUUUCGCAAUCUAAGAUUGAUAACUCUCAUUGGUCCCAGAGUCGUCCUAGUUCUAGAAGAAAGUUAAUGAAAGCUGCAUCUAUGUUAAGAUUGUUUAGUUUACCCGGUCUUCCGUGGGGAAGUGGUGGUCAGGAGAAGGUGGAACUAACUGCUGCACAAGUAGAAUCUCUUCGAACUGAAAUCGUUGAUUUAGAAGAAAAAGAAGCCCACCUGAAAGCUCAAUUGGAACAAAUUGAUGAAAUCUUGAGGUCUGCGCGCCUGGCUGGCUAUUUGUAUAUUCGAACCAGAUGGACAGCAUUACCAGGAGAGCCACCUCCGCUAGAUGAUGCUGAGGUUGAUGACUGGCUCCCUCGUUUUCUUGUUCUGCACGGUCCCUGUAUCUUCUUCUAUUUACGGUCUACAGAUUUUAGCCCACAAGAUUCCACGCUACUGUCUGAUAUUAUUGAAGUCGGUCCACUUCCAAGCUUCAUAAGAGAAGAAGACGAGCGGACAAGAUAUCCAUUUUAUAUGUUAACUCGUCAAGGACUACGUUUUGAGUGCUCCAGCCCAUCCCAAAUACAGGUGGAUGCUUGGUUGACAGCACUACGGAUCGAUUGUAAAUUGAUGCCUGAAACAACGACACAACCCCAAGACUCGAGCAAGUCAUAAUGUUAAUGCAGUUUCGCCAAGAUGUAAAUAGACUAAAUAGAUUCAAGUAGUGAUAACUUACAUUAAAAAGGUCCAUUUUCUGGACUCCGUGUUUGUUUGCAUCAGAAUCGAGUCAGAUGUCAGACCGAUUGUAUUUUAAUUUUUGUCAGAUCUGAUUCACUAUC